CCAUCUGGAUCAUGUUCAGCAGCAUGCCCAUUUCUCCCUGGCCAGGAGGCAACCCACCGCGGCGACGCCAGUGCUCUGCAGGCACGGUGCCUGUGGGUCGUGCAGAUGGCGAUCUUCGACCGUCUUGUGGGGCAGAUGGUCUUGGUGGCCGGCAUCGUGGGGCCGACGUUCGUGCUGUCCAUGCUCCACUUCAUCUCGUGCGUCAGGGAGGUGAACAUCAAAUGGGCAGCUAACCAAGAUCGGCGACAUCGCAGGAAGGCGGCCAGUAACAGGAGGAUGCACUUCGACCAGAAAGGGGUCGUCGUUUCGGCCGCCGUCCAGAUGUCCAGCCGCUCCGAGUACUUUGACCAGCUGGCAGGGUACCUGCACGCGCUGGCGGAGGGGCUGGUCUUCGGCAACCCGAUGCUCCUCAAGUUUCACGGCCCCCUCAAGCUCGCGGCGGAGGUGGCAGACAGGUGCUCGGACUCAGCCCGCGGCUACCUGCACCGCGAGAAUGUCGACGACUCGAUGAUAAGCUCCUUCGAGCCUCUCAACCAGCUGCUGGAGGAGCUGAUGGACCGCAAGCAGCCGAGCGGAGACCUGAAGACGCGCCUGAACGCCUUCAAGGAGGAUCUGGCCGUCAUCCACGCUGCAUUCGGGGCGGGCGCACCCGCGGGCGCCCAGCAGGCGCUGGAGGAGGCCCUGUUGGGCGAGGACGGCGGUGAGAAGAAGUUUUUCUUCAGCAGGUCGCGAGGCGCCUCGGUGCCCGAGUUCGACGCGGACCCGCUGCCGGAGCUCGUGAAGCGGGUCAAGAAGGCGAAGCAGCUGCAGGGCAGGGCCGGCGAGGCGAGGGCGGCCGAGGUCCUGGCGCCGCUGGAGCCCGUGGAAAUCGUGGACGGCGUCCACGUGCGCCUGUCCGGGCUCAUGUUCUGGGCCACGUCGCAGCGCGACAAGUUCGGAAUCGGCAGCACCCGCACAGCCCUGGCGGCGCUAGCGCUGGUCCUGGCGCUCGGCCCCGCGAGGUUUGCGGGCCACGCGGGCUCUGGGCUGGUAAUUGGUGUAGUCGCCGUGGGGCUGGUCAUGGAGCUACUGGCCGUGUGCGACAGCAAGAGCAGCGGUAACCGACUCCGACGGGCAGGCCCGCUGGUGCUCCUCGCCGCAGCCGUGGCCGUCCUGGCGCUGGGCGGCCUCGACUCCCUGCCGACGAGCAUCGCCGAGCUCGAGGCGAAGCCAACCUUCCUGCCCGCGCCGCCCCAGUACAACCUCAACAUCAGGGCCCAGCAGCUGUACGUGCCGCUGAUCUACGGCGUCAUGCACGGCAACCUGGUGGUCCUCAUGCUGCUGCCGCUGCCGGUCUGCUACUACGCGCAGGCGCAGCUCGCGGACAGGUACCCGAGGCUGCGCUGGCUGGUGCCCCAGAACCCGGUGUGGGCGCAUCGCAUGCUCGGCUACGCGCUCCUGGGCGGGAUUUCCGUGGCAGGCUUCGUCUGGCUGCUCGCCCAGGGGCAGCAGUGCCUGUCCCAGACGGCCCUCAACGGGGCGGACAACGCACCCGCGUGCUUCGCCUUCGAUCCGGCGGCGAUACGGAACGAGCAGGUCCGCCGUGACGCCGUGGACGUUUUUGUGCUCCGCUUCCACAUGGUCUGGCCACUAAUUUAUCCGAGGUGCCUUACGGCGCAGGCGAUGAUGGAGGAAGCCCAGCCAUCGACAAGGCCUCCUGCCGGCGGCGGGACCAGAGCCAGGCGCGCGGACCAGGACCUGAGGAGGGGCGGGCGCUCCUGA
This is a messenger RNA of Prorocentrum cordatum, 1761 nucleotides long. Lineage: Eukaryota; Dinophyceae; Prorocentrales; Prorocentraceae. The record is from the annotation of a GenBank genome assembly.